Clarias gariepinus (North African catfish) is the source of this 2261-nucleotide messenger RNA. Its product is annotated as schwannomin-interacting protein 1. NCBI's taxonomy places the organism in Eukaryota, Metazoa, Chordata, Actinopteri, Siluriformes, Clariidae. Gene Ontology annotation, biological process: positive regulation of hippo signaling. The coding region runs from base 768 to 1538 and encodes 256 amino acids. The record is from RefSeq and is a predicted model, not a curated record. The transcript is spliced from 7 exons. Gene Ontology annotation, cellular component: cell junction; plasma membrane.
GUGAUUUUGGCAUGGCUGUUACGACUAACUUUAAUAAGGAUAAAGAAUCCGGAACCUCCCAUCGUGAAUAAGGCAUGUCCAGGCUCGCUGGUUCUACAUGUGAAUGAGCAUUUCUUUCCAUUAGAUUUUAGGCGAACACGGCUCCGUGAAUUUGAAUACUGGUACAAGAGUCUCAAAGUGGUAUUCAGUGCGCGGGAAUUAUUCAACAGGGUAAAUUGUUAAACUGUAGUUUCGCUGCUGCAUAAGUUCAGUUCUCUGUGGAUGAGUGAAAUUGGACACCAGGUGGUCGUUCUGCUCGGCUCUUUCUCCUCCCCUUUCUAAAACAAAACGUUGCGAAAUUCCUCAAGUUUUGAGGCGGUCGGGAGAAGCCACUUUCCUGGGAUUACUUAGGUCGGACACGCAUUUAUAGCUGACUUCUUUGGCACGGGGUUUGUUGAAUAGGCUGUAAAACGAACAAGGAGAAUCGAAGAAACACAACGCCUGCUUGAAGAAGAGAAAAUAGCGAAUGAAGGAAGGACAGGAGGCGCGUAACGGGACCUGAAGGAGAAGACAAGUAACUUUGGGAAAGCUAUGGGAACUUCGGCCUUUUUGUAUCGAUCAGUGAGAAGGCACAAAUAACAUAUUAUGCGUUAAACGUUCACAUGGUCACAUAGAUAGGCGAGUUGACUUUCAAGUUUUAGAUACUCACAGGGCUUUUAAACACAACUUGACAAAUUUUCUACAGCCUACGUGGCCGAAACUGAACACACACCAGAAGUGUUUCAGGUAUGAUGGAGGGAGAGAAGGAAAGACAGAGGGAAAGAGGAGAGGAAAAAGAGAGUGAUGAGACAGAGGAGGAUGCUGAAGGAGCAGCUUUGCUGUGGCAAGAAGGCUCUUCUGAUGAUGACCUAGGACUACCCAUCAUGCACUGGGAAGCCCUAAGCCUGCGUAUUGCCCAACUUGAGAAACAAGAGGAAGAACGAAGAGAGAAGAACAAGGAUGUUGCUCAGUGGACUGAGACCUGGCCAGAGCUAUAUAAUCUUACCAGACAUCAAGAUACCUGUGAGGAGGUGGAUGAUAGUCGUUUGACAGCCCUAACAACACGACUCCAGAGCCAUAUGAACCUGCAACUCUGCUUCAUCAACAACAGUGAAAGUGAGGACGAGGAGGAAGACAAGGAGAAAAAAGAGAUGAACAAACACUCUGGAAAACAGAUGCAACAGCUACAGCAGCAUUCCAGCACUGCAUCCAGCACCAAACCCAAAUCUGGCGGCUUUAAGAUAGAGGUUAAGGCUGCACUCAGCUCGCUAAGACACAAGCUGAGGUUGGAGCAAAAACAGACCAAACCCCCUAGUGAUAUAGUCAAAGAGAGAACUCAGUAUAAUCGCAGCGACUUGCAGAAUUUCAGCUUAAAGGAGUUGAAUGCACUGAAGACCACACUAAGCAAAGACAUUCAUAACCUCAGCUCUGAGUUAGUCGGCAGACUUCUCACAAGAGACCAGCUAAGAACUGAGCAGGAUGCCAUGUUACUGGAGAUACAGGAUAUGACAUCACUCUGACAUAAGAUGUCACUUCUUUUAACGGGGCAAAGAAGAUGCCUUAACUUACAAACCUGGGAGAUCUACCUGGAAGAAUUAACUGUACUGUGAAAAGUUUUUCCACACCAAAGGACUGUUUUAAGGACUUAAAUUGCACAGAUUUGCUCCCAAGUUUGCCUCCAUUUUAGCUGCUUUGUAAGGUUUCUGUUAUUAUGUUGAUAUAAAGGUUUUGUAUGGCAUCAGUAAUCUGUUACUGCUGUCUAGGACCAACCUGAAUUACGUUGUUUUGACAAAUCAUUCUUUUUGUUGUUCUAACCCUUUAGCUUUGUGUCAUAUUUACAACAUUAUAGUGAUGUACUGCAUCUAUAAUUUGAUAGUCAAUAGUUUACAGUCACAUGCAGACACUUGGAGAGCUAAUGAAAAAAGCAAUACCCUCCUGAAGGGAUGAUGUGUUACAGUAUAUUUCACACCUGUGCACACAAAUGUAAAUUAUGCAAAUUAUCGGUUAGAGAAUCAAAGCUGCCUAAAACAUGCUCAUUAACGUCUGCCUAGAAUAUUACAUUUUAUUUUAUAUGUACAUAUCUCAGGUAGCACUUGAGUUGAUUGAUGCUGCUUGUCUUUUUUUUUAAGAAUAAAGGUACAGUUUAUUCAAAAUAUGUUGUAUAGUGAUCAGCUGGUGAUCAGUACACCUUCUGUGAUACCACUCAUUACUGGUUUUCUUUUACAAUAAAAUUUAAUAAGUAU